This is a messenger RNA of Thrips palmi, 4886 nucleotides long. RefSeq names its product fibroblast growth factor receptor homolog 1-like. NCBI's taxonomy places the organism in Eukaryota, Metazoa, Arthropoda, Insecta, Thysanoptera, Thripidae. The transcript has 13 exons. Gene Ontology annotation, molecular function: ATP binding; transmembrane receptor protein tyrosine kinase activity. The record is from RefSeq and is a predicted model, not a curated record. Gene Ontology annotation, cellular component: signaling receptor complex. Gene Ontology annotation, biological process: cell surface receptor protein tyrosine kinase signaling pathway; multicellular organism development; positive regulation of kinase activity. Bases 367 to 3546 code for a protein of 1059 amino acids.
GCUGUUGCUCGCUCGCCGUGUUGUUCAGUUGGCCGCUGCGAGCCCUAGCGACAAGACGUGUGCGACGCGAGGCGUGGCGCGGCAGUGUUGGGCCCUUGCGAGCGGCAGACGGCGGACCUACUGGCGCCAUUUCAUUUGUUGUUGAGGCGAGCUCGCCGCGGUCUGGAGCCACGGCCCCGCGGCAGUGAUUUGUGACCUUGCUGGACGACUUGGCGGUGCUUCGCAGACCAGGACGACACUUCGGAUGCCGACACUUGGAUUACUCGCCCUUCCAUCCCUCCGCCUCCACCGCGACAACAGUUCAUGAACGGGAACCGGCGCGCGAGGUGCCGCUGAGUGGACAGUGGCGUAGCCGGCGUCGCCGCCAUGGCUGUGGAGACGCGGCCGCUGCUGGCGGCUGUGCUGCUGGCCGUCGUGGGCGUAGCCAGCGUCCUGGCCGCCCCCAUCGGAGUCGACGAGCAGGUGGUGACUUUGGUGCCCGGGGAGCACCUCGAGGUGGAGGUGGACGCGGGCGAGAAGCUGAGGCUGCGGUGCCCCCAGGACGUGCAGGACGUGACGUGGUGGAAGAACGGCGCGGUGCUGGGCAACUCGACGCGGGUGCGCGUGGCCAAGCAGUCCGUCAAGUGGCGCGCCGUCAAGCGCAAGGACGCCGGCGACUACGGCUGCCGGCCGCGGGGCGCCGCGGACUCGUGGGCCUGGGCCAACGCGACGCUCAUCGUGCUGGGGGCCUCGAAGGCCGCCUCCAGGCUGGCGCCGCCCUCGGCCCUGUCGGCGCAGCGCGAGGACUUCCUGCAGGACAUGCAGGCGGACGCGCGCGACCCCUCGCUGCAGGACUCGCUGGACUCGAGCGCCGACGAGGACCUGACGGCGCCCAAGGCCAAGACCCCCCGCACCGAGGCGCGGCGCGAGGGCGACUCCGUGGUGCUGGCCUGCCCCGUGGCGGGGCCGUCCACGUCGCCGCCCUUCUGGAUCAAGGACGGCGAGCCCUUCCCCAUGAGCCGCGCGCUGGUGCAGGGCACGUCCAUCGAGGUGCGCGCCCUGCGCGUGGCCGACUCGGGCAACUACACGUGCACCGUGGCCAACGGCAGGGGGUCGGACGCGUCCACCGUGCUGCUGCGCGUCUUCAGCCGAGCCGAGGACAUCCCGCUGGUGCUGCAGGCGCCGCGCAACGCGUCGGAGACCCUCGGCGGCACGGCCUCCUUCGCGUGCGAGCCGUCCCCCGACGCCCCGGAGUCGUCGCGCGUGCGCUGGGUGCACCUGCCGCCCGGCGAGGACGUCGGCGCCGCCCUGGACGACGACGUCAUGAGGACCCACGAAGUGCAGUCGCGAGGCGGCCCCCCGAACGUGUUCCCUCGGCUGCUGGUGCUGGACAACCUGACGCUGGACGACGAGGGCUGGUACGUGUGCGUGGUGCACAACGGCGUGGGCAAGGGCCGCGCCUCGGCCAGCGCCUGGCUGCACGUGAUGCCGCCCAGCGAGGAGGACGCGCUGCACUGCCGCGGCAACGUGAUGCAGGGCGUGAGCUCGGACAAGCACCCCGCCAGCCCGCCCCAGUUCACCAAGGCCGACGCCAUGGCGCCGUACGACGCCAAGCCGGCCGGCAACAUGUGGCGACUCAAGUGCCCCGCUUUCGGCAACCCCUGCCCCAACGUGACGUGGACCAAGGACGGCGCGCCCAUCCAGCGGCAGUGGGGCGCCGUGCGCGUCGGCAACUGGUCCAUCGUGCUCGAGGAGCUGGUCACGGAGGACUCCGGCAACUACACGUGCACCGUGUGCAACGCCCUGGGCUGCGUCGAGCACUCCACCAAGCUGGACGUGAUCGAGCGCUUCCGCCACAAGCCCUACGUCAAGGAGGGCUUUCCCCGGAACGCCACGGCGCUCGUGGGCGCCAGCGCCUCGUUCGAGUGCCCGCUGUACGCGGACCUGUCGGCGUUUUACCAGUGGUUCCGCCUGUCGCCGGAGGACGGCGCCGCCAGCGCUGGCGGCAGGGGCGACGAGCCGCCCAACGGCACCCUCAUCCAGUCUGGUGACGAUGGCGCCGACGACCCGGAGGUGCUGCGGCUGACGAACGUGACCCACGAGGACGAGGGCUUCUACGCGUGCGUGGCGGGCAACAGCCUGGGCAUCACGUACGCCAUGGCGUACCUGCGCGUCGUGGACACCGAGGAGACGGAGCCCUCGCAGCUCCACAUCCAGGUGGCGGGGCCGACGGCCUUCGUCAUGAACGUGCUGGUGGCGGGGCUGUGCCUGCUGUUCCUCAUCGCCGUGGCCGUGGUCAUCAGCAUCUUCCACCGCCUCAAGCGCGAGAAGCUCAAGAAGCUCAAGGCGCUGGAGACGGCCGCCGCCGUGACGCACUGGACCAAGAAGGUGAUCGUGGAGCCCGCCAACAGGCCCAACUCCGGGGCCGCCAGCACCGUGAGCGUCGGGGACUCGCAGUCGCAGGAGCCGCUGCUGAUGCCCAUGGUGAAGAUCCAGAAGCAGAAGUCGUCCGCGCCCAUCGACUGCCUGACCAUCUCGGAGUACGAGCUGCCCGUGGACCCGGACUGGGAGUUCCCCCGCGACAGCAUGACGCUGGGCAAGAGUCUGGGCGAGGGCGCGUUCGGCAAGGUGGUGCGCGCCGAGGCGCACGGCAUCCUCAAGCAGGGCGUCACCACCACGGUGGCCGUCAAGAUGCUCAAGGAGGGCCACACCGACGCCGAGAUGAUGGACCUGGUGUCGGAGAUGGAGAUGAUGAAGAUGAUCGGGCGGCACGUCAACAUCAUCAACCUGCUGGGCUGCUGCACCCAGGACGGGCCCCUGUACGUGGUGGUGGAGUACGCCCCGCUGGGCAACCUGCGCGACUUCCUGCGCCAGCAGCGGCCCGCGUCCGGGGCCUCGACGGGCGGCGUGUCGGCCUCCGGGUACGAGCGCGCCAUCGGCGUCAACAGGACCCUGACGCACAAGGACCUGGUGUCCUUCGCGUACCAGGUGGCGCGGGGCAUGGAGUACCUGGCGUCGAGAAGGUGUAUCCACAGAGACUUGGCUGCGCGUAAUGUGCUGGUCAGUGAUGACUACGUCAUCAAGAUUGCCGACUUUGGUCUGGCCCGAGACAUUCACUGUAAUGACUACUACAGAAAGACGACCAACAGCCGCAUUCCUGUCAAGUGGAUGGCGCCCGAGGCACUGUUCCACAGGCUUUACACAACACAAUCUGAUGUUUGGUCGUACGGAAUUCUUCUAUGGGAAAUAAUGACAUUAGGUGGAACACCUUAUCCAUCCAUGCCCAGUGUUGAAAACCUAUUCCAGCUUUUAAGGAGUGGUCACAGAAUGGAAAAGCCUCCAGCGUGCUCAUUAGAAAUGUAUAUGCUGAUGAGAGAAUGUUGGAGUUAUCAACCCAAUGAAAGGCCAACUUUUGAAGAACUUGUGGAGGAACUGGAUCGAAUCUUAACUGUGACAGCCAAUGAGGAAUAUUUGAAUUUGGGUAUGCCUCAGCUAGUGACUCCUCCUUCAAGCGAAGAUGAAGAUGAAGAAGACAAUGAUCUGGAGCUCUUUCCAAAUCUUUUAUAAUAUCAGCAAACAUUACGUUGAUAGGCUCCUUGUGUCAGCGUUGGCCAAAGACUGAAAGUUUGUGUCUACUCGUAAAUUCCAGUUACCAAAAAGAGGCUCUAAAAUUUGCUGUGUUUCUGCUAUGUGUCUGUACCAUGUAGCCAGGGAAGCAGUACGUAUGCGAUUUCCUUUUAAAGGUUUAACUGCAAUAGACUUCUUGUAUUUUUAUAACAACAACACAGACAAAUUAAAGUUAAAGUUCAUUAAAAUGUAAAUAUUGACCAAAGCUUCUUAGUCCAUUUGUAAAUAUCCAUUAUUAUUUCAAUCAUUGUAUGUGCUCUCUUUAGUUGUUUUGUUUAAUUUUAGCUUCAUGUAUUUUUGUUGACUGAAUGGUGUAUUUCAAGGUUUGGAUUGGCUGGUGGUAAAUGUGUACAAAGUCAUAGAUGUACUACUUUUUAGGGCAAGCUGUUAGCCUUUCAAGAAUAUCAGGGCAUAUCUGUUAAGUGAGGAAAGCAUCUCUCUCUGGUGACACAGGUGCAAUCUUCAUAUUUAUUUAUGCAUUUAGGGGUAUUCUCAUCUUGGGGUGGGGAAGUCCUAUGCCAAGGUUCAUUUAUGUUUGUCUAAAUGACCUCAUCUUUACCAAAUUGUUGAUCAAUGCACUAUACACAUCAGCCUUCGUGCAUUGAUGCAUAGUGUAACUUGUAAACAUGUAUUGACUAGUCAUCAAAUAGUAUUAUUAUUUUGUGUUAUUUUUUGGAAGAUUAUUAAUUUAUGAUUAUUGUACUGCUUUUGUAGUAUGUUACUGUAAGAUUUCUAAAUUUUUGUUAUCAAGAACAAAAAGAAACUUUACCUUUGAAAUGACUUUUAAUUAAAGCUUUGUUAAAAGUGUAGAUCAUGGAUGGGAAAAUAUUGUUGAUUGUUUUUACUGUUAUGUACUUUAGCUUUACCUAGUUGUGUUGUUCCAAGAGUAAUUAACUAGUGGGUGACACCACUUAGUGGUAUUUUGAAUUAAUUUCGUCUCAGAUAUUCAAAGGCAGUCGUAAAAUAAACCUUGUGAACAUUGUAAAUUAUUUUUCCAUUCAUGAACAUGUGGUUUUAAUAUCUCUGUAAAUACUGUAUCUCUGCUUUUGUUUAAAGUGUACAGUUAAUUUAUAUUUUAUGUUAAAUAAUGUAAAGUACAAAGAGACCGAAGUUCAGAAUUCUUUUUUUCUUUUUUUAUAGUAUUGAACUUUCUGUAGUUUACGUAAACAAGUAUCAGAAAAGGCUUUGCUGUAUGUGUGUUUUAUUACAUACAAUGUAUGUAGUACAUGACUCACCUUUGUAAACAAUGUGUAAUUUAUUAAAACAUUGAUCUUAUGCUA